AUGGCAACCAUCGAUGCCCAGGACCUCCGAAGGGCGAUUGGUCGCUUUCGAGUUCUGAUCGCAGUGAGAGCAAACGCAGGCAAAACGACCAUUCUUCAGAAGAUCGAUGCUGCCAUCGUGAGAUCCUCGAUCAAGCGGGCUCUGAAGAAGAAUUUGAGAACAUGCAAAGAUUUGUCUUGCAAUGUACACACAACAAAAUUAGAGGAGCGAAUCCAUGUUAUCUGGUAUUGUAUUCCAAUGGACGACUCAAGUCAAACAUUCCAGCGGUCGGAAGAGAAGUUCUUCUUGGAGUGCGACACUGGGCAUGAUCUUCAGUUUCCGUGGUCGCGGUUUUCACCAAGUUCGAAGCUCUACGUGCGUUUACGUAUGGAGACAUCAAGAAGCAACUACGAGGGGUAUCAGGAGAAGAAUGCUCAAAGAGGAUUGCCCAGCGCGUUGAAGAACUGUUCACAAAUGCGUGUUUUGAAUGAGUUGUACAAGCCCGAAAACCGUGCCCGUCCUAAGUAUCAUGUACGCUUGCAGAAUUUAGGCUUGCGCUCGUCAAAUGAUCAUUGUUAUUUCUCGUUUUCAAUCAUGACAAUCCAAGAGCUAGCUCCGUAUGCUACAAUGCUCAAGCGGACGGGCAUGACGACUGACAAGAUUGUCGAUGCUCGUCGAGACAGUACACAGCCUGGGGACCACGACGAACGCCAGAGAUAA
Messenger RNA from Suillus fuscotomentosus, 699 nucleotides. RefSeq lists its product as uncharacterized. NCBI's taxonomy places the organism in Eukaryota, Fungi, Basidiomycota, Agaricomycetes, Boletales, Suillaceae. The transcript has 7 exons. Bases 1 to 699 code for a protein of 232 amino acids. The record is from RefSeq and is a predicted model, not a curated record.